GGAAUACUUAUAUUAGUUCUUCUGGCGCUCAAAUUUUCUAAUCAAUCCAAUUUGGGAUUCAGUUGGCUAGGGUUUUCUCCUCUGUAAAAUCAAGCACAAAGUCAACUAUUACUUCUGAUUUCAGUGAAAACGUAGCCGUGGUCGCUGCGUGUUUUUCUGUUGCUUAGGUUUAGCAGAGAGAGAGAGAGUGAUGGACGGUGAAGAAUUGACAGAGCAGGAAACCGCCCUCUAUGAUCGUCAAAUCAGGGUUUGGGGUGUUGAUGCUCAGCGCAGGCUGAGUAAAUCCCAUGUUCUUGUUAGCGGACUGAAUGGCACUGCUGUUGAGUUUUGCAAGAAUAUCAUCCUUGCAGGAGUAGGUAGUUUGACAUUAAAUGAUGAUCGCCUGGUUAGUGAUGAAUUGCUGUCCGCAAACUUCUUAGUGGAUCAGAAUAUUAGCUCUGAGAAACCUCUGGCUGAGCUUUGCUGUGACUCUUUGAAAGAUUUCAAUCCCAUGGUUCGUGUUUUGGUGCAAAAAGGCGAUCUUUCAAGCUUUGGUGUUGAUUUCUUUGAAAAAUUUGAUGCUGUUGUCGUCAGUUGUUGCUCUCUAAAAGCAAAAAAGUUGAUAAAUGAGAAGUGUCGCAAGUCAUCAAAGCGUGUGGCAUUUUAUGCGGUUGAUUGUAGGGAUUCCUGUGGUGAGAUAUUUGUUGAUUUGCAAGACUACAUUUAUUCAAAGAAAAAGGUUGAUGAGAUGGAAGAGUGUAGGCUCCAGUAUCCCAGCUUUGAGGAAGCCAUUGCAGUCCCCUGGAAGUCUCUCCCUAGGAGAUUGUCAAAGUUAUACUUUGCUAUGAGAGUUAUUGAAAUAUUUGAGUCACAAAAUGGGAGGAAUCCUGGCCAAACUUCAGCUGCGGACUUGCCUGUUGUUUUGAACUUAAGGAAAGAGCUGUGUGAGACCCAGUCACUGAGUGAAUCCCAGGUACCUGAUACUCUCGUUGAGAGAUUGUUAGCCGGCACUAGAGAAUUUCCACCAGUUUGCGCUAUCAUUGGGGGAAUCCUUGGGCAGGAAGUUAUCAAAGCAAUAUCUGGGAAAGGGGACCCUUUGAAGAAUUUCUUCUAUUUUGACGCGAUGGAUGGUAAAGGCGUAAUAGAGGACUUAUCACCUGAAAACAAAUGACUAACGUUGUAGGUUGAGUUAGUGCUUGGCUAGGUUUACUCAAAACAUCCCAUGAUGGAAGUUUUGUUACAAGCUUUUGUAGUAUAUAAUUCACUCUGACAUGUUUCCAUUUGAUGAUCUUUAGCUUUUAGUCUUGAUCUUAUUUCAGGCAAGCUGCAAUGGCUUCUCUUGAAAUCCUUCCAUUAGGAAACUCAUUGUGUUCCGUACCCGUAGUCCAUUUUGCCGUAACCUCAAGUAGGUCUUAUUGGCUUCGGCCUUCACUUUGUUUCUCUUAGAAUUCUGUUUAACAAUAUAUAUAUUUAUUUAUUUUUGUUUCCUUUUGUCCUAUUUCCAAGUUUUUUGAAUGUGUUUUUUCCGGUCUGUGUAAUGAUGAAAUUUAAGGUAGGGCUGAAACAUUCAGGGGGGAUAAUGAAAAUUUUGUUCCUUAAACAUCUUCCAGAAAUCAGAAGUUCAA
Molecule: messenger RNA, 1604 nt
Organism: Oldenlandia corymbosa var. corymbosa
Lineage: Eukaryota; Viridiplantae; Streptophyta; Magnoliopsida; Gentianales; Rubiaceae
Source: the annotation of a GenBank genome assembly